CUGUCAAAUGCUUACAAACCGUGCCAUACAAAAUGUAAACAAACAACGCUUGGAAGGAUAAAAAUGAUUCCAAAUAAAGAAUUUUGUGCGGUUUUACUCAUGUGAGAGCAAUUAGUUGAGGAAAAUGUGCUACUUACCACGAGGAUGAGCUCCAACGAAGAUUCUCCCAAAACGAAGCGCUGGUCAAAGUAUGUGCGUGAUGUCUACGACCCAGUACAGGUCGGAUCGAUCGAUGGGACGGACCAGGUGCCUCACGACCGGGCUCUGGUGCGUGCCAUGAAUUCCAACUACCGGCCAAAUCGCAAGGUGAAAGGUAAUCCGAUGCACACGAUCUUCAUCGGUCGAUUGGCACAUUCCGUCACGGAGGAACAGUUACGCGGUAAGUUUGCACCCUUCGGCACAAUCGUUCACACACGGUUAGUCACCGACAUGCUUACCGGACUGCCCCGAGGAUACGCGUUCAUUGAAUACAGCACGCGAGACGAAGCGCUGCGAGCCAUCGACCGUAUGCACGGCGUCAGUAUCGACGGCAAGGAGAUCCUCGUCGACGAGGAAUGGGAACGCCGGCUGGAAGGUUGGAAACCGCGCCGCCUGGGUGGCGGUUUCGGAGGGAGAAAGAAAUCGCAGCAGCUCCGAUUCGGUUGCAAGGUGCAACCGUUCCGAAGGCCUAUUCUUGAGUCGUCUAGCACCGUCGUUGGCGGUGUUUCGAGCGUGAGCGAAUGGAACCGUCGGGUGCGUCAUCGAAAAGAAGGAUCACGGCCCACCAACAGGGACGAUAAUGAUGGAGAAUGACAAAUGACGCUUGCCGGAAAAAUAAUGACUGUAUGUAAGUUUUAAUAGCAAUAAAAUAACCAGCGGACAACCGAACAAAAAAUGCGUGCUCUCACUGCAGCACGGCCGCAUU
Molecule: messenger RNA, 904 nt
Organism: Anopheles stephensi (Asian malaria mosquito)
Lineage: Eukaryota; Metazoa; Arthropoda; Insecta; Diptera; Culicidae
Product: U11/U12 small nuclear ribonucleoprotein 35 kDa protein-like
Exons: 2
Coding region: 145-792 (215 amino acids)
Biological process (GO): mRNA splicing, via spliceosome
Cellular component (GO): U12-type spliceosomal complex; precatalytic spliceosome
Molecular function (GO): snRNA binding; mRNA binding
Source: RefSeq, a predicted model, not a curated record